Schizosaccharomyces osmophilus is the source of this 1191-nucleotide messenger RNA. RefSeq names its product histone H3-H4 chaperone Spt2 (gene spt2). Lineage: Eukaryota; Fungi; Ascomycota; Schizosaccharomycetes; Schizosaccharomycetales; Schizosaccharomycetaceae. The transcript has a single exon. Gene Ontology annotation, cellular component: nucleolus. Gene Ontology annotation, biological process: regulation of DNA-templated transcription; nucleosome assembly. Bases 1 to 1191 code for a protein of 396 amino acids. The record is from RefSeq and is a predicted model, not a curated record. Gene Ontology annotation, molecular function: DNA binding; histone binding.
AUGGCCGGAACACCAUCUUUCCAGAAACUCAUGGCGCUUGCCGAUAGCCAAUCUGCUCAAACUGUUACACAGCUGGAGCAAUUAAAAAAAGCUCAGGUUCGUGAGAAAGCAAUUGAAUUGAAGGAAGAGCGAGACCAGAUACGACGGGCACAGAGAGAACGCGAAUUGCGUACAAAGUAUGACGAAGAACAAAAGCGUCGUCAGUUGAAAGAGCAAAAGCGCGCAUCCGAAAACACCGGACAAUCUGAACGUCCUCCUUUAUCGGCGGAUGAGGCUCGAGCGUUACGGGAGCAUAAAGACAAAGAGCGAUUAGAGAAGAAGAAACCAGUUUCUUACAAUGAAUUGCUUCGUCAAGCAUCUGAUUCUAAAAAUCCAUCUUCGGUUACAAAAGGCAAUACCAAGCCUAGCAUCCCAUCUACUUCUAAGCGAUCUUCUAGAGUUCCUGAAAAAAUACCGUCCAAGGACCCUUUUGGUGUUAACAGUCGAGUUGGCAUCGCAUCGUCGAAUUCAACGGCUCCUGCUUCCUUAGCGUGGCUAAAGGCAGAUUCUCCUAUCCCUGCUGGAUUGGCCUCAAACUUAUCUCGUUCUUCGUCCACUAAUGCGCCUUUUAGCGGAGUAAGAAAAAAAGUUUCUUCUCGACCUGGUGAACUUGUCCAAUUGCAGGCUGGACCCAAGCGUGACAAGCGAUCUAUUGCAGAAGUACAAGAUGAAAUUAUGCGGAAGCGAAUAGGUACACCAAGUAAUGUAAAUCCCCUUCCAAAGCCCAAAACCGCUGGCGGUGUACCUGCUGUUCUGCCAAAGUCCAGAUCCUCUGCGACGUUAAGCAAAUCGAACAUUACAAAUGCUGCCGAAAGGACUAUAAAACGUCCCGAUGCUCCUUCAUCUCGUGUUUCAAAGCCAAAAUUGAAAAGUCGUCCCAAAGAUGAUUUUCUGGUGUCUGACGAGGACGAUGAUGACGGUGCACCAGACGUGUCUUCUGAGAUCUGGAAAAUUUUUGGAAAGCGGAAACAAGAUUAUGUAUCCCGUGAUGCUUUGUAUAGCGAUGAUGACGAUAUGGAGGCUACCGGGCAAGAUGUAUGGCGCGAAGAACAAGCAGCUGCUCGGGCUGCUCGUCGUGAGGAUGAAUUAGAAGAGCAAAGAGAGCGAGAACUUGAAAUGGCUAAACGGAGGAAAAAGAUCUCCAGAAGUUGA